AUGGACAGCAGGGCCCGAAGCUCUUCCAGAGAGGCCCACGGGCGAGGUGGCAGGUCCUCUUCUAGGGAGGACAAGAGAGCGAAGGCCGGGAGGGGCAGCGGAGGGCGCACGCGCCCGGAUGCUGGGUCGGAGCGGCGGGGUGCGGGGCGGACCCGGAUAGGGGGAGAGCCCCGAUCCCCUGCCGCCACCGCUGCCACCACCACCACCACCACCGCCAAGGCCACAGUAGUGGAUGUAGAUGACGUUCGGGGCUCCGGUGAAGAGGGAACCGAAGUGGUGGCGCUGCUGGAGAGUGAGCGACCAGAGGAAGGGAUCAAGUCCUCUGGGUUAGGGGCCUGUGAGUGGCUGCUUGUGCUCUCCUCACUGCUCUUCAUCAUCAUAACUUUCCCUUUCUCCAUCUGGUUCUGCAUAAAGGUUGUACAAGAAUAUGAAAGAGUAAUUAUAUUCCGACUGGGACAUCUGCUCCCUGGAAGAGCCAAAGGCCCUGGCCUGUUCUUUUUUUUGCCAUGCCUGGACACCUACCACAAGGUUGACCUCCGUCUCCAGACCUUGGAGAUACCUUUCCAUGAGGUGGUUACCAAAGAUAUGUUUAUAAUGGAGAUAGACGCCAUCUGCUACUACCGCAUGGAAAAUGCCUCUCUUCUGCUGAGCAGUAUUGCUCAUGUGUCCAAAGCCAUCCAGUUCCUGGUACAAACCACCAUGAAGCGCCUCUUGGCACAUCGAUCCCUCACCGAAAUUCUCCUGGAAAGGAAAAGCAUUGCCCAAGAUGUAAAGAUUGCCUUGGAUUCAGUGACCUGUAUUUGGGGCAUCAAAGUGGAGAGAACUGAAAUUAAGGACGUGAGGCUGCCAGCUGGCCUUCAGCACUCUCUGGCUGUGGAAGCUGAGGCUCAAAGACAGGCCAAAGUGCGGAUGAUUGCUGCGGAAGGGGAAAGGGCUGCUUCUGAGUCCCUGAGGAUGGCAGCUGAGAUCCUGUCGGGCACCCCAGCUGCUGUUCAGCUUCGAUACCUGCACACUCUUCAAUCGCUGUCCACAGAGAAGCCAUCCACUGUGGUUUUGCCUUUACCAUUUGACAUGCUAAACCUUCUGUCUUCACCCAGCAACAGAACACAAGGAAGCAUCAACUACCCAAAUUCUUCCAAAUCUGUUGAGCCGCUAAAUCCCAAAAAGAAGGACUCUCCUAUGUUAUAGGGUAGUGGGCAAAAAGCAAUGUGAGUCUGUCAUAUAAAACUAUAUCCUGAGUGAGGCGUUCAGUCCUCCUUGCCCUUGUUUGGUUGCCAAAUAGAAGACCUUUUGAAUGUGUGAUGUCACAAGAUGGCCAGAUGCAUGAGAACUCGGUGAAAUGACAGUGGCAGAGAAGGCAUCUAACCACAGGUGGAUCAUCUAUCUGAUCAUGUAAUUACAGAAGGGAUUUAGAAUUUGAAUCUACAUGUGGUUCCAUUUUUAUUUCUGAAGACUUAGUUCAAAUGCCUUCUACUGUGUGUUACCUGGCUCCUUUACCAAGAUCUCAGCAGAUCCCACAGCCCUUUCUGUGAGGCCCUAUCA
Molecule: messenger RNA, 1542 nt
Organism: Phodopus roborovskii (desert hamster)
Lineage: Eukaryota; Metazoa; Chordata; Mammalia; Rodentia; Cricetidae
Gene: Nphs2
Product: NPHS2 stomatin family member, podocin
Exons: 8
Coding region: 1-1188 (395 amino acids)
Cellular component (GO): plasma membrane
Source: RefSeq, a predicted model, not a curated record